CUGGCUAUCCAGCUGUCAUGAUUGUAUCAGUCGAAAGGUCGAAAGCAAACUCAUCCAAAGCAGAAUAGUAAGCGCAAUCCAUUAUCGGAUCGUUUGUAGAAUCUUUCUUGUGUUAAAGGUGUUUAGUGAAAAGUGAUUGCUCUCGAUACAGAUGAGCUAUUUGUAACACCCGUGAAUGAUAAAGACGAGGACCAGCGAAGAGGUCGCGUUGUACAUUGUAGUUCGGUUUUGUAGAUAUAGAGAGGAAAGCUUGCAGGUGAAUAAAAAGCAAGACGACACAGAGGAGAAUGUUCCCGAGCGGCGUAAAUCACCAAACCGUAACUGCCGGGUUGCUCAUUCUGCUGAGCUUCGGUGUGCAUUAUAGUUGCCAACAAAAUGAACCUAACGAUUAUAUGAAGCGAGAGCAUUCCCUCAUCAAACCAUUUCAGGGCUCAGGGAUGACUAUUCCUUAUUGGAAUUUCAUAGGAUCCACCUUUGUGACGAAUAGUUACGUCCGGCUUACGCCCGACUCUCAAUCCAAGAGUGGAUCUAUUUGGAAUCAAUUGCCCUGUAAUUCGAUCAAUUGGGAGAUACAGAUAAGUUUCAAAGUACACGGUAAAGGCAAGGAUCUGUAUGGCGAUGGAAUGGCCAUUUGGUAUGCCAAGGAUCGGCUAGAGAUGGGACCAGUGUUUGGAAGUCGGGACCAUUUUCAAGGUUUAGCAGUUAUUCUCGAUACAUACAGCAACCAUAACGGGCCACACAAUCAUCAACAUCCAUACAUUAGUGCCAUGGUGAACAAUGGUAGUCUAUCCUAUGAUCAUGAUCUAGAUGGAACACAUACGCAAUUGUCUGGUUGCGAGGCUAAGUUCAGAAACGUAGACUUUGAUACUCUCGUCAGCAUCCGAUACGAAAAUGAUGUGCUGACAGUAUCCACCGAUUUGGAGAACAAGAACACAUGGAAGCAAUGUUUGCAAGUUUCCGGUGUCAAAUUGCCUACGGGCUACCAUUUUGGUGUAUCAGCAACGACCGGCGAUUUGUCCGAUAACCAUGACGUGCUGGCAAUCAAGUUCUACGAACUGGAAGCGCCGGCGCUUUUGGCGGAAGAUCGCAGUCGCAUUAUUCCAUCAGCGGCCACUUUUGAUGCGCCUCGCGAACAUAAAGAUGAUCCGAAGCAGGGCGGCUCAUCGAACGUGAAAAUCUUCUUCCUCAUCCUGCUGUCCAUGCUGAUAGUGGUGGUGCUGGUCGUUAUUGGAAUUAUGUUCUACCAGAGGCACCAGGAGAACGCUAGAAAACGCUUCUACUGAAAAAAAGGGAAACAUCACACACACACACCCACACACACACACAAACAAACCGUGGGAUUAGCUUUACAACAUCAAAUUUUCUUUCUGCUAGCGAGCGCUUGAGAGGGAAAAACAGAACCACGUAACAAAAACGUACGCAUAUUUUAUGACGGGAACAUUUUGUUUAAAAUACAGAAAGUGACAUUGCUGAUGUUGGGUCAAUCUUUUCUUGGUGGAAUUUGGUGAAGACAUGGUGUGUGCGUUAAAUAUUCUUCGGUUAGGAUGUGCGUAUUGAGGUGAACAUUAGUUUGUAAGAACCCUAGUCUACAGUAUGUGGUGGAUUGGCGUCGAUUUUCGAUUCUCGAACGAUUAUGAUUAUAUCCAUCCGAUGGGAUGGAAUCGCGGUAGAGAUUAUAUUGAACGAGAACGUUAAGAAACGUUAUCCAAGUCAAAACCACAUACUUUCUUCGUCGGAAAUAUAAACGCUGAAAAUGA
Messenger RNA from Toxorhynchites rutilus septentrionalis, 1757 nucleotides. Its product is annotated as vesicular integral-membrane protein VIP36. Gene Ontology annotation, cellular component: endoplasmic reticulum-Golgi intermediate compartment; Golgi membrane; endoplasmic reticulum membrane. Gene Ontology annotation, biological process: endoplasmic reticulum to Golgi vesicle-mediated transport; endoplasmic reticulum organization; Golgi organization. Gene Ontology annotation, molecular function: D-mannose binding. The transcript has 5 exons. Lineage: Eukaryota; Metazoa; Arthropoda; Insecta; Diptera; Culicidae. The record is from RefSeq and is a predicted model, not a curated record. Bases 288 to 1283 code for a protein of 331 amino acids.